Molecule: messenger RNA, 2193 nt
Organism: Dicentrarchus labrax (European seabass)
Lineage: Eukaryota; Metazoa; Chordata; Actinopteri; Moronidae
Gene: lpar4
Product: lysophosphatidic acid receptor 4
Exons: 3
Coding region: 533-1597 (354 amino acids)
Biological process (GO): positive regulation of Rho protein signal transduction; phospholipase C-activating G protein-coupled receptor signaling pathway
Cellular component (GO): membrane
Molecular function (GO): lysophosphatidic acid receptor activity
Source: RefSeq, a predicted model, not a curated record
GGCCGUGCGCGCAAGCAGCUCUCCGCGCACAAACGCGCGCACAAACACCCCGGGUGAGCAGGCGCGGUGGAUGUGAUGCGGUCCCGUUUCUAGCGGACGGACUGGACUAAUUGAAGAACUCUCGCCUGCAGGAUUUGUUUUGUCGCUAGCCAGCUUAAAAGCGGUUCCAUGACUUCUUGGUGAUAUUUGGGUGCAGUUUGACUCGGGAGAGGCUGAGCAGCACCAAAAACAUCGGAGAGAAAGAGUAUGGAGUUUUUCUUUUGACAGCUGCGCCGCUGCCGGACUGACAAACAUCAGUGACCAGGAGGUGAGCUGUCACCAUCCAUUCAGCUGCCAGAUGACUGACCAGCCCUGCAGGCCUGCAUCCUGACUGUCUCUGCCUCCAUUUGUGUGUCUGAAUGUCCAGCAUGACUUGGAGGGGACUCAACUGGUGGAUCCCCUGCUGAUACUUCCGAUCCCCAGAUAUCAGCCCCGACUUCCCCCUUUCCUGACGACUUUGGUGUACACUUCCCUCCCUGUUUAAGCCGUCAGCAUGGCUAGCCUGGUGCUCAACGAGACUGGAAUGGAGGACUGCGGCAUUGACGACUCCUUCAAGUACAACUUGUACUCGGUGGUCUACAGUGUGAUCUUUGUCUUAGGCCUGAUCACCAACUGUGCUGCCCUCUUUGUAUUCUGCUUCCGGAUGAAGAUGCGCAACGAGACCACAAUGUUUAUGACUAAUUUAGCGUUAUCAGAUUUAGUAUUUGUUUUUACACUGCCAUUCAAGGUCUUCUACAAUGUUAACCGCCAUUGGCCAUUUGGAGAUGGACUGUGUAAGGUAUCAGGAACAGCCUUCAUCACCAACAUCUAUGGCAGCAUGCUCUUCCUCACCUGCAUCAGUGUAGACCGCUUCUUGGCGAUAGUUUACCCUUUCCGUUCCCGCUCCAUCCGCACACGGAGGAACGCAGCGCUGGUGUGCGCCGCCGUGUGGCUGACCAUCGUUGGAGGAGGAAUAUCUGUGACCUUCUUCUCCACCAUUAACAGCAAACACAGAGCCACUACAUGCUUUGAGGGCUUCUCCAAGAGCACCUGGAGGACCUACCUGUCCAAAAUCACCAUCUUCAUCGAGAUUGUGGGGUUCCUUCUCCCCCUCCUGGCCAACUUGGUAUGUUCCUCGCUUGUUCUGCAUACUCUUCGGCGUCCGGUGACCAUUGGUCAUGGCUGUGACAGCAAGAGACGUGUCCUACGAAUGAUUUUGGUCCAUCUGGGCAUCUUCAUAAUCUGCUUCGUCCCUUAUAACUCGAUCCUCUUUCUGUACGCCCUUGUGCGGACCCAGGCCCUGGCUAACUGCGCGGUGGAGCGCUUUGCCCGGACUCUUUACCCCAUCACUCUGUGUCUGGCCUGCCUCAACUGCUGCCUGGACCCUGUGGUCUACUACUUCACCUCAGAGAGCUUCCAAAAAAGCUUGACCAUGGGAGGCAAAGGGUCCGGCUCCCGGCCCGAGAGUAUCCCCCGCAGCGACACUGAGACCCAGGACACAGCAAACACACUCCCCAGAGACACACACACUCUGGCCAGCAAUGGAAAAGACUCAAAGACGUCUGAGAGUCAGUUCUGACUCAGCAGGGAAGAAGGACGGUAAAGAAGGACAGGGUGGAUUUGACAGGAGCCCUGAAUUUGAAAAAAUAAAGCAAUCAGCUGUUUGGUCCUGGAAGUGACAAACACAUAACUCAGCAGAUUAGUUAAGUCCUGAAGGUAAGUCCUGAGGUAUGGCCUGGGCUUUACGGAUUAAUCCACCACUGGAGAGCAGAGGAAUGUAUCUGUGUGUGUUUAUUAUGAGAGAACACUACAGGGACCAGAGACCCAGCCACAUCAGGACUAUUGUCCAGAGACAUGCAGAGACAAAGAAAAGAGACCCCAUCGCAUCAUCACUCAGGCUUAACACACAGAAACAUUCACAGAUGCACUGGAUUGUGGAUAAAAUGGAGAUUUCCGUCCACAUUGUUGAAAUAUGCUGUUUAGUACUUUUGUAACACGCUGAGCCCUUAAGUUUUAUUAUUAUAAAGUUAAAGCUUUCACAUUCUAUCAUUUUAGACAUUAAUGUUAUGACACUCUUUACCCAUUGUUAUCAUAACACAGCAGCGCGCUGACCUGCUCAGUUAAAUGUGUCUUAUGUUGAAGUUUGAGGCCAUUAAAUGUCUGUUUUGAAUCGCU